Messenger RNA from Arachis stenosperma, 1160 nucleotides. Its product is annotated as zinc finger A20 and AN1 domain-containing stress-associated protein 4-like. The transcript has 2 exons. The coding region runs from base 391 to 921 and encodes 176 amino acids. The record is from RefSeq and is a predicted model, not a curated record. Gene Ontology annotation, molecular function: zinc ion binding; DNA binding. Lineage: Eukaryota; Viridiplantae; Streptophyta; Magnoliopsida; Fabales; Fabaceae.
CUCUCUAGUCUCUACAUCAUAUAAACAGAAUUAAAUAAUACUAACACUAAUAAAUUAAAAAUAAUUAUUACAAUUUUGUCUAGUUUCGCCGUUUCUUCCUCCUUCUCUCAUAAUCCUUUUCCCACUCGGUUAAUAAUAAUCCUUCUCCAUUAAGAUUCUUUCUCACACCAUUCUUAUUAUCUUCUCCUUCUCCCUUCUCUUUCUCCACAUUCUCAACCUCAAUUCUCAACCUCUUCCCAAACAAAACCACAACCAGGUUCAAAACAUUCACAGCGGUUCUGAUUGUGAAUUUUCUCAUCAAAGAAAGGAGACGAGGAAAAAAUUAAAACAGAAAAAAACAAGAAAAAGCAGAAAUUCGAAAAGCUCAAGCUCAGAUCUAGAAACGUAACCAUGGCGGAAGAACAUCCAUGCCAAGCUCCUGAAGGUCACAGGCUCUGUGUCAACAACUGCGGGUUUUUCGGUAGCUCAGCCACCAUGAAUCUCUGCUCCAAAUGCUUCAGAGAACAAGAAUCCGCAAAAUCUACGAUCGAGAACGCUCUCUCCACCGCCACAGCCACCGCAACCUCCUGCGUCGCCGCCUUUCCAUCUCCGUCACCGUCCACGUCGUCUUCUCCGGCGCCAACGCCAGCCGCCGUCGAAUCCUUUGUUCCUCAACCGGUUGAGCUAGAAGCUUCGAGCUCCGUAACGGUUUCUGUAACGACCAGCUCGAAUCCCGGAGCUCCGAUUCAGCCGAACCGUUGUGCUACAUGCCGUAAACGAGUCGGGUUGACCGGGUUCAAGUGCAGGUGCGGUGUCACGUUCUGCGGGGCCCACAGGUACCCGGAGAAACACGCGUGCGCUUUCGAUUUUAAGACGGUGGGAAGAGAGGAGAUAGCACGUGCCAACCCCGUGAUCAAGGCGGAGAAACUCGAUAGGAUCUGAUGGGAAAUAUGGGAAUUGUUUCUCAGCCGUUGGAUCAGACGUAUGGGCCUACACAAAGCAGAUGGUUAUUGUUGAGUAAGUCCUUCUUAGAUGAGUUAAUCGUGGCCGUCCACCUGGACAUCCGGUGCAACUGAGAGAUGUACUAUAAAAAAAUAUGAUUAUGAUGUAAUGAUCUUAUCUUUGUUGUUAUUAUUAAAUUUUAAUAUUAUAAUAAUAACAGUUUGGUUGCUUUGCUUGCU